AUGUCCGCGAAACCGCUUGUUGACAUUAACAAUCCAUCACUCCUCUGGUCGCGUACACUUACAGUCCAUUUUAUAGGCCGGAUUUUCUCCUACCCGUCUCAACUAACUUGGGAGUUCACUGCCGAUAAGCCGAUCCGCAGCUUCUUCCCACUAUGGCCGACCUACGAGGUGCCGAUGAAUCUAUUGAAGUGGUUCUAUACGGAAACCGGAACCCCAAACCCUCCUCCACAGCUGGUAUACUAUGCGCUGCGUGGAGUAAUGUUCCUAUUCAGCUUUGUGUUGGAAGACUGGGCUGUAUAUGAGCUGGUUCCCUUGCCGCGCCAUCGCCGCGCGACAGUAGUCCUGGUGGCAUCCUCGUAUGUCACCUGGACAUAUCAGACGCACACCUUCUCAAACUCGCUCGAGACCCUCUUGGUGGCCUGGAAUUUAGUUCUGAUUCGUCGCAUUAUUGAGAACAAGCGACAUUCCUCGAUUUUCUCUUGCGCUGUGCUAUCCUUGAUCGCAGUCGUAGGUGUCUUUAAUCGAAUUACCUUUCCUGCCUUCGUCCUCGUUCCAGGACUCCAGCUACUCCCUCAUUUCUGGCGCAGACCUUUCUCCUUCCUUACCGUCGUCGGAUUUGGCCUGCUAUUCUUCUGCCUUGCCGUCUUGGUUGAUACGGCUUUUUACAACCAAUCUGCGCCUCUGUGGGAAGCCCUUGACGAUCCCAUCAUCACCCCGCUCAACAAUCUGCUCUAUAAUACCAAUCAGUCCAACUUGGCGCUUCAUGGACUCCACCCCCGUUACCACCACUUUCUAGUGAAUCUUCCCCAGCUUCUAGGACCGGCAUAUAUCGUCAUGAUUCUAUCAGUAUUCAACUUAUCGGCCGUUCCAUUUUGGUUGAGGGAUAUGCGCGCUAUUUCUGCCAUUUCAGCAACUGCCCUGCUCUCUAUUUUCCCUCACCAGGAACCCCGUUUUCUGCUUCCUUGUGUUCCUCUUCUCAUCAGCUGUCUGCGCUUGCGCAACACCCGGAAGUCUCGGCUGUUUCUCGUCACAUGGAUGAUUUUCAAUGCUACUCUAGGAUUUCUUAUGGGAGUUUAUCACCAAGGAGGAGUUGUGCCUGCACAGCUUGCGAUGCGGUCUAUCAUCUCAGCAAGUGCCUGUGGGUCAGAUCUUGCCCCCAUUGGUUCUCACCACAAAGCAUCUGCAACCGUGCUGUGGUGGAAAACCUAUUCUCCUCCACGCUGGCUUUUGGGGAAUGACUCCACCCUCCCUUUGGAUAUCAGGACCCGGGAUUUGAUGGGUAUGCCAGGAUCAGAGCUAGUCACAGAGCUCAAUGAACUGGUCCCAUCAUGCCAAGAGAAGGAGAAAGCUGAGGGCCACGGUUUGAUUCCACCCUCAGUCUUCGUGGUUGCCCCCAAGUCCGCUACAUUCCUUGACCGAUAUGUGGCUCCGUUGCCCUCAUCAUCCGACCCGUCUGAUCUUGAGCUGCAGGAGCUAUGGUAUUGGAGCAAUCACCUCAAUCUAGAUGAUCUUGACUUUGGUACCGACGGCAUCCUCCCGACACUGGGACGGGUGAUUGGAAGAAGAGGACUGGCUGUGUGGAAAGCACGGAGGUCUGGAUGUGCUUGA
Aspergillus homomorphus CBS 101889 is the source of this 1608-nucleotide messenger RNA. RefSeq names its product glycosylphosphatidylinositol-alpha 1,2 mannosyltransferase smp3 (gene smp3). Gene Ontology annotation, cellular component: endoplasmic reticulum membrane. The transcript is spliced from 3 exons. Gene Ontology annotation, biological process: GPI anchor biosynthetic process. Lineage: Eukaryota; Fungi; Ascomycota; Eurotiomycetes; Eurotiales; Aspergillaceae. Bases 1 to 1608 code for a protein of 535 amino acids. Gene Ontology annotation, molecular function: alpha-1,2-mannosyltransferase activity. The record is from RefSeq and is a predicted model, not a curated record.